This is a messenger RNA of Daldinia caldariorum, 1411 nucleotides long. RefSeq lists its product as uncharacterized. The coding region runs from base 365 to 1387 and encodes 340 amino acids. The record is from RefSeq and is a predicted model, not a curated record. The transcript is spliced from 4 exons. Gene Ontology annotation, molecular function: hydrolase activity, hydrolyzing N-glycosyl compounds. Lineage: Eukaryota; Fungi; Ascomycota; Sordariomycetes; Xylariales; Hypoxylaceae.
UUGUUACGACACUUGAUGAGCGAGGUUUAUCGCAUGAUUGUGGGGUCAACUCAGAUAACUCAGAUAUGUGCUUUCUUCAACGCGUCUGCAUGCAUGCAUGUAGUAUGCAGGCGGUGAAGAUAGUGAGCGCAUGUAUCUUCCCCUGCGACCUGCCCUGCGAUAACGAGGUAUAUACUCGAAGGAUCAGGUCCUCAACAAGAACUUGAACGCCCCUCAUUUACCUCAUUUAGUCAUCAUGAGCUAUAUAGGUGGAUCAUUCAACCGUUGCGUAUCAUAACAAAACGGGUCGUAAUAGAUCUUGGCCUUUUUUUUUUUCUACUACUUUUAGGUCCCCUCCAACACUGCAAGUAUCUGAUUCUUCAACAUGAGGCUCCUAGCAUUUCUUAUCCUCAACGCCUUUGUAGGCGCUGCCUUAUGCAGCAAGAAAAGACUUAUCAUCGACACGGAUCUCUUAUCAUUCGACGAUGACCCUUUAGCCAUCGGGUUAAGCGGUAUACUUCAGAACUGGGGGCAGGUUGAACUAAUUGGAGUCAUGUCAAGUGAAAAUAGUCGAUAUGUUCCUCCAGCCAUCGACGCCAUUAAUACUUUCUUCGGCUAUCCGCAAAUUCCGAUAGCCAUCCAGAAGCCUGUCAACAACUUAACAAGACGACCAGGCAGCCCGGAGUUUGGACCUUACGUCGUAGGGCUAACUUAUAACUUCACCCAAGACAUCGGAGACGGAACAAACACCCCUGAUCCAGUUUCAUCAUACCGGUAUCUCCUAUCAACAUCAGCAGAUAAUUCCAUCACUCUCGCCGUCAUUGGGUACUUUGACAACGUGUUCAACCUCCUUAACUCCGGCCCGGACCAAAUAUCCCCCUACACAGGAGCCGAGCUGCUCGCGUCCAAAGUGCGCGAGCUAGUCGUGCAAGCCAACGACGUGGGGUACUCCUUCAACACGAACAUGCACAACGAGACCUUCGCGCAGAAAGUGCUGAACUGGUGGCCGGGAAAACUCACGUUCGCCUGGGACGGCGUGGCCGAGAACACCGUCCUCGGCAGCCGGAUUACCACGGAGCUAGACACGACCAAGAACCCGCUCGGGUACGCUCUACUCGCGAACAUCGGGUACGGCCAGAAGUUCUCGGUCUGGGAUGCUACGGCCGUGUAUUACGCCGUGUGCGGGCUCGACGACGUGUUCCGGUGGAAGUACCCGCACGGCGGCCGCGUGAGCGUCAACGCGUCUGCCUUCGCUACCUGGGAGAAUGCCACGGCUUCCAAGCCUGGGCUGCAGAACUCGCUUGAGUUUAGAAUGCCGAAUACUACGUUUGCGGCCCGCCUGGAAAAUACGCUGUUGUGGGAGCCGGGACAGCGUAUUCCUCAUUGGAGGACAUGGUGUAAGAAUUAAGCUAAAGGGGCAUAUUUGAGUAUU